Molecule: messenger RNA, 618 nt
Organism: Suillus paluster
Lineage: Eukaryota; Fungi; Basidiomycota; Agaricomycetes; Boletales; Suillaceae
Exons: 2
Coding region: 81-461 (126 amino acids)
Source: RefSeq, a predicted model, not a curated record
CGCCAACAACUCAAACACUUUCACCCAUCCUUAUACAAGUAACAAAAUGUUUUAUAAUAUGCUCAGGACCUUAUUCAAAAAUGUCGUUGACUCAUUAUUGGUUUGUGGCUUGGGAGGAGAGUUUACGUGUACUGCAUGUCACGGACAUGCGUCCAUUGGGUGAUAUCGCUCCCGGUCAGUCAGAAGGCACACGAGAUAUCUCAUGGAUCUGGAAGGCAUCUGGUGCCUUGCACAACGACGAUGCUGGCCUUCAAGACUGCCUACACAUUGAGUGGUGCAAAGCGCGAGCGCGCGCAGCAUGCUGGUCAGCGGAAGUCUUGUUGUUGCUUCUUGAAGAAAUGCGGAGAGUGAUCGAGUUUUUCUGGUGGCAGUCACGCUGGUGGAAAGAACGAGGAGCUGCAGUUGUUCGGCCUAUCAUCAGGAGGGAGCUCUCGCCUAUGCAGAACGACAGGCGUGCCUAAGGUUGGCGAUGCGGCUAACCACUGUGGAUCGACGUUCCAAAAAUAGUAGCAUCUCAACUUCUUCUAGGCGACUAUGACGGCGAUGACGAUGAUGACAUAGCUACUGAUGUAUAUAUUGAUGGCUCUCCGCCGGAUGAAAUCGAGAACUGAUUCUGGU